Molecule: messenger RNA, 648 nt
Organism: Electrophorus electricus (electric eel)
Lineage: Eukaryota; Metazoa; Chordata; Actinopteri; Gymnotiformes; Gymnotidae
Gene: pfdn6
Product: prefoldin subunit 6
Biological process (GO): protein folding; chaperone-mediated protein complex assembly
Cellular component (GO): prefoldin complex; cytoplasm
Molecular function (GO): protein-folding chaperone binding
Source: RefSeq, a predicted model, not a curated record
GCUGCGCCAGGAUUGUCUGCAUGGAGUGGAGUUAGCGAACUAGCUAGAUCGGUGGGCUGCGUUAUUUUGUGAAUUCAAACACUUAUAUUUGGGUUACGAAAGCACUGGCAUGGCAGAAGCGAUUCAAAGGAAAUUGCAGUCUGAGUUGGAAAAAUACCAACAGAUGCAAAAAGAUGUCAAUAAAAGCAUGUCGGCUCGACAGAAACUCGAGGCUCAGCUGACGGAGAAUAAUAUAGUUAAAGAGGAGCUAGACUUGUUGGACAGUCAAAAUACAGUUUACAAGUUAAUCGGACCAGUACUCGUGAAGCAAGAGCUAGAUGAAGCCAAGGCAACAGUGACUAAGAGGCUGGAGUAUAUAAAUGGUGAAAUCCAGCGUCAUGAGACGUUACUAAAGGAUCUGGAGAGAAAGUCUGAACAACAUCGUGAAAUUCUCGCCAGCCUGCAGCAGGAGUAUCAGCGUGCCCAGGGUAUUCCUGCUGGGAAAGUCUGACUGAUUAAUUAUAUUUACACAUUAUUUGGUCCAGUUUGCUGCGUCACUCCUCCCACCCUCACAGACAGAUGCUUUUCAUCAUUCACCAAAAAAAAAUGUUUGCAUUCUUUGUCAGUAGCCUGUUGUGAAUAAAGUUUGUUUCCUGGUGCUGUCUUCAA